Tachysurus vachellii is the source of this 3569-nucleotide messenger RNA. It is a transcript of the gene syt17, whose product is annotated as synaptotagmin XVII. The coding region runs from base 563 to 2146 and encodes 527 amino acids. The transcript has 7 exons. Gene Ontology annotation, biological process: regulation of calcium ion-dependent exocytosis; calcium-ion regulated exocytosis; regulation of dopamine secretion. The record is from RefSeq and is a predicted model, not a curated record. Gene Ontology annotation, cellular component: membrane. Gene Ontology annotation, molecular function: calcium-dependent phospholipid binding; clathrin binding; phosphatidylserine binding. NCBI's taxonomy places the organism in Eukaryota, Metazoa, Chordata, Actinopteri, Siluriformes, Bagridae.
GUUCUUCUAGUAAAAUAAAGUUUUAUGGCAGAUGUGGAGUUUGUGGAUGCUACAGAUGUGGAGUGUGGCUGCUACAGAUGUGGAGUUUGUGGAUGCUACAGAUGUGGAGUUUGUGGAUGCUACAGAUGUGGAGUUUGUGGAUGCUACAGAUGUGGAGUUUGUUGAUGCUACAGAUGUGGAGUUUGUUGAUGCUACAGAUGUGGAGUUUGUUGAUGCUACAGAUGUGGAGUUUGUUGAUGCUACAGAUGUGGAGUGUGGAUGCUACAGUGGAUGCUUAAAUUUUGAAAAACUUAAGAAAACUACUCCAGCUGUUUUCUUAAGUUUUUCAAAAGAGAAAACAUAAACAGAUGAUGUUCAUAUGAUCAGUGAACAUUUUAUAAAAUGCAAUGAAAAAUGAAGAAUAAUUAUAAAAAAUAAAGUGCAAAUAUUCAUAAAUAUUUUUUUUGUUUAUCUGUUUCCUCCAGGUAGGGAUGGAUGAUGGGUGAUGGAUUUAAGCUGAAAUCUAAAAACACGUGUGUGUGUGUGUGGUGAAGUCUGAAGAUGAAAAUGUGUGUGUGUGUAUAUGUGUGUGUGUGUGUGUGUGUGUGUGUGUGUGUGUGUGUGUGUGUGUGUGUGUGUGUGUGUGUGGUGUGGUGUUAGUUCUGCUAAACUCCUCUGGUUUCCUUCCCUCCUGCUCUCCUUUCGGACGCUCGUCUCUCUGCCUCCUCUCACCUGUAUAAAAGGACAGCUGGAACCCAUCAGUGAGGGUCUGCUGUCCACACUGACGGAUCUGCUGCUGUGCCGCUGGUCGUGUGGCUCGUGUUGGCGCUGGUGUUGGGAGUGUAGCUGCUGUCAGACCUCAGAGGAGGAAGUGGAGAUUCUGGGGCCGUUUCCUGCACAGACACCGUCCUGGCUUGUUAAUGACUGUAAUGAUGAGAAAGAGUCAAACUCUCACCUGGUGUCAGGUGAUCACGUUCCUCUGGCCCACAAUAGCGCAGAAGGCAGCAGCAGUCCGAGUUGCACCAGUCCCGUCAGCAGGGGUUCCGGCUCGGAGAACUCUCGCUCCACCUUCAGCCUCGCACGUCAGCUCUCCAGUCUGGACUCGCGGCGUCCCAGCUCCCCGAUGCUGGACGCAAAGCCCAUAGAAUUCUGGGCUAUGUCCCCGAGAAAGGAGGCAGUUCAGCCCCUGCGCAAACCUCAGCCUCCUCCGGAUGAUUAUUUCCACCAGCUGGAGCCGCGUCUUUACUCAUCCGAGUCUGGCGGAGAUGACGUGGACUCCCUGAGCGACGAGGAGCUCCUGCUGCGCUACAAGCUCGGCCUCCUGCACUUCAGCACACAGUAUGACCUCGUGCGUGGUCAGCUGAUUGUGCGUGUGAUCGAGGCACGUGAUCUGCCUCCUCCUGGUGCGGGCAUGGCUCACUCCAACCCCUACGUCAAGAUGAGCCUCCUUCCGGACCACAAGAACUCGCGGCAGACUGGCGUCAAACGCAAGACACAGAACCCCGUAUUUGAGGAACGCUUCACCUUCGAGCUGCCUUUCCUCGAGGCUCAGCGCCGCACGCUGCUGCUCUCCGCACUGGACUUCGACAAAUUCUCACGCCACUGCGUCAUUGGGAAAGUGACGCUUCCGCUCAGCGAGGUGGACCUGGUGAAGGGCGGACACUGGUGGAAGGCCCUGGUGCCCAGCUCCCAGAACGAGGUGGAACUCGGGGAACUGCUGCUCUCUUUAAACUACUUGCCGAGCGCCGGGCGACUCAACGUGGAUGUCAUCCGAGCCAAGCAGCUACUGCAGACCGACAUGUGUCAGGGUUCAGAUCCCUUUGUGAAAGUUCAGCUGGUGGCAGGACUGAAGCUGGUGAAGACCAAGAAGACGUCGUGUAUGAGGGGAACCAUCGACCCCUACUUCAACGAGUCCUUCAGCUUCCGGGUUCCUCAUGAGGAUCUGAGUGAGGUUAGCCUUGUGUUCACAGUUUAUGGCCACAACGUGAAGAGCAGCAAUGACUUUGUGGGCCGUGUGGUGAUCGGUCAGUUCUCUACAGGACCGGCCGAGACCACGCACUGGCGGCGUCUGCUCCGUACCCAGCGCACGCCUGUGGAGCAGUGGCACAGUCUGCGAUCCCGUGCCGAGUGUGACCGCGUCUCUCCAGCCUCACUCGAGGUCACAUGAUCCUCACUCAGUGGAGGAAGGAAGUGUGGACCGUUUAAAUGGCAGGGCAAGUGAUGAGAGGAACUGCAGCGAUGUGAAUAAACAGUGGGUUCUGAAGCUAACUCAGGUUCUGCUCUGGACUUCAUUCAAAAACACAGAUUGCUGAUGAAGUGUUUUUCCUGCAAUGCAGCAGAGCAUUUUAUCUUCAUCACGUUGAUCAUCUGCCAUCACAUGAAGACCUUCAGAACCUCGUCAUCGUCUCGGGCUGAGAUCAUCCAGAUCUUUUCUCCUCCUCUUCCUUCUCCUCCUCCUCUUCUUCCUCUUUCUCCUACACCUGCUCUUUCUCUUCCUUCUCCUGCUUUUUCUCCUUCUCUUCCUACUCAUCUCCUUCCUCCUUCUCAUCUUCUUCCUGCUGUUAUAGGAGGUGAUGUUGCUUCUAUGAAUCAGCUGAUGGAUGUUUCUGUUGCUCUCAGCUCCACAUCACAGCUCCAUCACCAUGUUAUAUUAUCACAGGGUUUUAUUCUGUGACCCUCGAUGCAGGCAGUAAACUGGUGAAAAGUGUUAAGGUGGUAAAAUCUAUCAUCAGCUCGUCUCCCCUUCAAAAGCAGCGUCCGCUACAUUCUUCUGUCCUCGUCCUCUUACCUGAAACGUCUAAUCAGAUCCUCUCAUCAUUUCAUGGGAAAAACAAGCAUCGGAUUAAAUGAACUCUUCUGUUCAUCGUGACAAAGUGUUCAGUCAAAUCGACUGAAACGCUGGAACUCUCAUUCUAACCAAAAUAAAAAAAACUGUCUGCUACGGACGUGUGUAACGUAUCGGCGCUCCGAGAUUAAAUGUAGUUUAAAGGUGUCAGUGUGUUCAGUCAGAUGUCUCACACGGCGGUCCCUGAGACAGACGACAGACUGAAGACGAAACACUAAAUCACACACAGCCGAGCCUCGAGUCACUGUCCCUCGGACACGACCGUGUGUGUCUACAGACUGAAAGCAUCCUGUGUUUAAGUGUUUAGUUCGUUUAUUAAUCUCACUUGAGACGGACUUGGAUGGUUUUAGUGUUGGAGUAGAUAAUAAACGCUGCAAACGUCUGUCUGUUUGUAUCUCUGUGCUGUAGGGUUGUGUCUCGUCCUGCCUCGUCUCUCGUCCACCGGUCUGUCCGUGAUGCUGUGAUCCCUGUAGCUGUGUGUCAUGCACGUGUCUUUGCGGCGUAGUGAAACUCUUCACUGUCUGAAUGUGAAUCUCACUGUUAAUAUUUCGUUCAAGUAGAAAAAAUAACUGCUUUAGAAUAAAGAGGCAGCGACGACGUUUAUUUAGAGACGUUACUGAACGUAUAGAUGUAGAUUUAUCUCUAAAAUAUGGCUGUAUCUAUACUGUACUGACCCUGUGUGUGAACGACAAGAACUGAACAAACCUGUGAUGCUGGAGAUUUAAGAGAAAUAAAUAAAUAAAUA